CCCCCGCCACAUUCCAGCGCAUAAUUAACUCGGUGUUGGGUGCAUUACGGUGGGAUAUAACAUUGGUAUAUCUGGAUGACAUAAUCAUAUACUCACCAUCGUUCAACAAACACGUACAACAUCUGGACCUCGUACUAGACGCAUUAGAAAAAGCCAAUGUCAAACUGAAUGCAGGCAAAUGUUCAUUGGCACGAAAACAACUCGACUAUCUUGGCUUCCGCAUCACUCAAGAUGGUAUUAAACCAACAACAAUGAACGUAAAGAAAACCAUUGAUUUUCCGACUCCCACAUCAACUAAAGCAGCCUACUCAUUCGUUCAAAUGGCACAAUUUUACCGCCGGUUCAUCAAAGACUUUGCGAGCAUCGCCGCUCCGUUGAAUAUGUUCAAGAACAAAAAUGCCACAUUCCAAUGGACAAGAGAAUGCCAGCAAUCGUUCGAUACCUUGAAAGAAAAAUUAUCUCAAUAUCCAUUACUGGCAUUCUACAAUGGAAAGUCCAAAUUAAAAGUGAAGAUCAAUACCGAUGCAUCCAAUACUGGUAUAGGCGGAGUUUUACACCAAGUCUCCCCAGACGGUCAUCUACAACCAGUUCAAUAUUUGUCACGAUCAUUGUCCAAACGAGAACAAAAAUAUUCGGUCGUCGAAAAAGAAUGUUUGGCUAUGGUGUGGUGUAUUACAAAAUUACGACCGUAUUUAUAUGGACGAGAAUUCACUCUUGUUACCGAUCAUCAUCCGUUAUGCUGGCUGAACAAACAAUCAUCCAAGAAUGGUCGCCUAGACCGUUGGUCAUUACAACUACAAGAAUACUCGUUCGAUAUUAAACAUACAUCUGGUUUAUCCAAUUGUGUUGCCGAUUGUUUAUCCAGAUAUCCAAUUGAAAAACCGGAUGACAUCGUCGAAGAACAGCUGGAAGUAAUGCACGGUCAAAUUAACAACAUUCACAUGGCUAUCUCUUCACCAUUCGACUCCAGCAAAAUCCAAGAACAACAGCAACAAGACAAGACAAUCAAACAAUUAUAUGAUCGAUUGACAAGGGGACAACAUCGACAAUCAUACGUGUUAGAAGUUGGACUUCAAGCUGCUCUAACGGAAUUUCCUUGA
This is a messenger RNA of Didymodactylos carnosus, 1100 nucleotides long. The record is from the annotation of a GenBank genome assembly. NCBI's taxonomy places the organism in Eukaryota, Metazoa, Rotifera, Eurotatoria, Philodinida, Philodinidae.